AUCUUUGCACGAGAGACGAGAAAUGACAGCAUCGAUUCGAGAUACGUUGACCUGCAGCAAUGCUGUCUGUGCAGGUUGACGAUCGUACAAAUCUAACAGCGGGUUGAUCCUGCUAAAUUUUCAUAUUUUGUUUCACUUCACGCUGUGGCUGCAGAUGACCGAGGCCCGUCUUUGUACAUAUGUUUCGGUCUGCCGACGAUUGUCAGGUUAUUGUCGUCGGGAUGCCAUUCUUCCUGGCGCCUCCUUUUCCUACGCUCAUUUUAAUACCUUCCCCUCGUUUUCAUUGUUCUGUCCUGGUUCAUUCCAGGAACAGCUAAUAACGAACACCAACGUCUAUGGAAACCCCCAACUUGCUAAAUACCUACCUGCUUUUGGCUGGCCUACCCGGUCGUCCUUCUGCUAUGGGACUCGACAUACGUGCAUAUUCCUUCAUGCGUUAAUAGCAUCUUGGGCCUGGUUUCUCUCAAAUCAUGACACUCUGAUCUACCCCAGACAGGGUCUUUCAUGCCUAAUCACACUUUCCCACCCUUGUCACUCAUUUCACAUGACGGCUCAGUAUACAAGAGCUGAUCUCUCACUUUCCUUCCUUCUUACUGUGAUUUACUCAACGCGGAAAAGGGCGCAAUGCUAGUCUGGGUUUCGUUGGAUGAUGACUUUGCUUGUAUUUUACUUCUGCUGGAUUGAGUGAUCUUGACCUCCUUCCUGUGCUUUUCUGUUCAUGGCCUUUGACGAUUGAUGUAUUGAGUGAUAAACAGCCAUUUAUUUUACAAAUUUACAAAUUCUGAAAUAUGUUAGAA
Molecule: messenger RNA, 797 nt
Organism: Aspergillus eucalypticola CBS 122712
Lineage: Eukaryota; Fungi; Ascomycota; Eurotiomycetes; Eurotiales; Aspergillaceae
Exons: 1
Coding region: 155-631 (158 amino acids)
Source: RefSeq, a predicted model, not a curated record